GCGACCCUUUGAGCUUGUAUUGACUUGUAUCCUUGUACUGGGACCGUGUUCCUGACUUCCUCUGGGCCCGUGUUCCUGUCUUCAUCUCCUCGUUUCUAAUAAAGCCGGCAAACCCCUGGAGCCCACGUUCCCUCCUUCCUGAUAUAUAAAUCUGAAGAUUGCACAACCAAAUAAUUACUGGGUGUUGGCCACGUCUGGAAUAUGGAGUGGGUAGUUUGCAUUUUGGUGGCUGUUUGUGUGGCUGUUUGUGGUGGUUUAGUUUUGUUUUUGCUCAAGAUUGCAACAACGGUUUGGUGGAAGCCUCUGCAAGUGAAAAAGUCCUUCGAAGCUCAAGGAAUCAGUGGCCCUCCAUACAUGCUAUUCUAUGGAAAUUCCACAGAUAUAUCCAGAAUGAACGAUGAGCAGAAAUCCAAACCGAUGCCACGCUCACAUGACAUACUCCCUCGAGUUCUUCCCUAUGUUUACCAGUGGACUAAAACAUAUGGUCAGGAUUUUAUUUUCUGGUUUGGGCCUCAUGCCAGGUUGGUUGUUCCCCACCCUGAGCUUAUCAAGGAGAUACUGUCCACUAAAUUUGGCAACUAUCCAAGGCGUCCGAUGAAUCCCCUUUCUAGACUACUGUUGGGAAAGGGACUUGUGCUGUUGAAAGGUGAGAAAUGGGCUCAGCACAGGAAAAUCAUCAAUCCUGCUUUCCAUAUGGAUAUCUUGAAGGGGAUGAUUCCAACAAUUGUGAAAAGCAGUGCCCAUAUGUUGGAUGGAUGGAGUAAAUUGAUAUUGUCAGGUGAAUCGGAAGUUGAUGUGCAAAAGGAGUUCCACGAUCUCACAGCAGAUGUUAUUUCCCGCACAGCAUUUGGAAGCAGUUUUACAGAGGGAAAACACAUCUUUGAAAUGCAGACCGAACAGAUGAUUCUUGCAGCUGACGCACUUCGCAGUGUUUAUAUUCCAGGUUUCAGGUUUCUUCCUACUGCAAAGAAUAGGCAGCGUUGGAAUGUGGACAAAGAAAUAAGAAGAUCCUUGAGACAGAUUAUAGAUGCCAGGGAAAAGACUGCCAUAACAGAAAAAACAGGUGGAUAUGGUGCCGAUUUGCUUGGUUUGAUGAUGUCUGAGAGCAAGGAGCAGGGGAGAGUCAAUGUACAAAGUAAUGGAGGCCUGAGUACAGAGGAAAUCAUUGAUGAAUGCAAGACUUUCUACUUUGUUGGUCAUGAUACUACAUCACUACUGUUGACAUGGACUAUAACAUUGUUGGGAAUGCAUCAAGAUUGGCAAGAGCGAGGUCGCAGAGAAGUGAUGGAAGUAUGUGGAAAACACAAUUACCCAGAUGCAGACAGCUUAAGUCGCCUCAAAAUUGUGGGAAUGAUCAUAAAUGAGGCCCUAAGACUUUAUCCACCUGUAGUUCGUGUGUUCCGAACGGCAAGUGAGCCGAUGAAACUUGGAAGGAUCUCAAUUCCUGCAGGCAUUGAACUUGAGAUUCCGAUCCUGGCGAUUCACCAUGACCCUGCGUUGUGGGGAAAUGAUGCCAACGAGUUCAACCCAUGGCGAUUUAAUGAAGGAAUUGCAAAGGCUGCAAAGCAUCCAAUGGCAUUCAUGCCCUUUGGUGCAGGUCCAACUAUCUGCGUGGGCCAAAAUUUUGCCUUGUUGGAAGCAAAAAUAGUUUUGGCCAUGAUUCUACAAAGAUUUUAUUUUGUGAUUUCACCUUCUUAUACUCACGCUCCUUUGCUUUUAACUACUGUGAAACCUCAAUAUGGAGCUCAGAUCAUCUUCCGCAUGGACUAAUAUCUGAGACUAGUGCUGUCUAGAAUUUCCUCUUAUGUGUUGAAAUUUUAAGUAGCAUUUUAUCUUC
Messenger RNA from Cryptomeria japonica (Japanese cedar), 1837 nucleotides. Its product is annotated as cytochrome P450 734A1-like. The record is from RefSeq and is a predicted model, not a curated record. NCBI's taxonomy places the organism in Eukaryota, Viridiplantae, Streptophyta, Pinopsida, Cupressales, Cupressaceae. The coding region runs from base 202 to 1770 and encodes 522 amino acids. The transcript is spliced from 5 exons. Gene Ontology annotation, molecular function: oxidoreductase activity, acting on paired donors, with incorporation or reduction of molecular oxygen; monooxygenase activity; heme binding.